AUGGGUAACUCAGUGGUCGACAUCAUGCAAGACUCGGUCCUCGGACAGAUUAUCAGAGUGAUCACCCGCAACAAAGUCUUUGGCUUUCCCGAGGACGACCCCAACUUCAAGAUACCGUGGGAGGAAUUAUCUAUAACCGAAAAAGAGAAGGAAAUCGAAGCAGAAGCCGAAGCAGAAGCAGGCAGCAACGUCGAUCUCGACAUGGACAACAAACCCGCCCUUGUACAAGAUGGCCAUGGAGCCGCUUAUGCUCCGACUCAGGAACCCGCCUUGCCUCAUCAUGGCCAAUCCGCCACACAUGAAGACUUGGACAUGGAAGCUCGUGACCACGGCCUGACAACCAUCCCCACGGCUCGCUCAACGGCCUCCUCGCACUCCCACAUCGGAGUCGUGACAACACGAACAAACACUCGCGAGCGAACCCGCCCUUGGAGCCGCGAACGGUUCGAAACCGAACAGGCCGAAUCCAUGGAACGCCAGCAGAGCAGUGUGAUUGCUCCCCAACGCACCGCCGACGGCGUCAUUCUUGUCGAUUGGUAUACCACGGACGACCCGGCCAACCCCCAGAACUGGGGCAGUUGGAAAAAGGCCUGGGUGGCUGCUGUUAUUUUCAUGUACACUUUUGCCGUGUAUGGCGCCUCUGCCAUUUAUACUUCGGCAGAACCGCAGGUCAUGGCUAAAUUUGGUGUUGGUGACACUAAGGCCGCGCUCGGGUUGAGUAUGUAUGUGUUGGGAUAUGGAAUGGGGCCGAUGCUCUUCUCGCCGCUUUCAGAGUUACCGGCAAUUGGACGCAAUCUGCCCUAUGUCGUAUCGUUCGGCCUGUUUGUGAUUCUGUGUAUUCCCACCGCAUUGGCCGAUAGCUACGCCACGCUUUUGGUGUUGCGGUUCCUGACGGGGUUCAUGGGCAGUCCGUGUCUGGCUACGGGGGGUGCUACGAUGGGUGAUAUGUACUCCCUCCUCAAACUUCCAUACGCCCUGACGGCCUGGGUCGCCGCGGCAUUCUGCGCGCCCGCCAUCGGCCCGUUACUUUCUGGAUUCAGCGUCGUGGUCAAAGGCUGGCGCUGGGCACUGUGGGAAGUGCUGUGGUGUUCGGCCCCGAUUUUCGUAUUGAUGUUCAUCUCCAUGCCGGAAACGAGCGCCGCCAACAUUUUGUUGAGACGAGCCCAACGUCUGCGCAAACUCACCGGCAACCCGAACCUCAAAUCCCAGGGCGAAAUCGACCAGGGAAAUAUGACGUUUAGGCAAGUGGCCGUGGAUCAACUGUACAAGCCGAUUGAGAUCUGUGUCAAGGAUCCGGCGGUGGCGUUUACAAAUGUUUAUACGAGUUUGAUCUACGGAAUCUAUUACUCUUUCUUCGAAGCCUUUCCCCUCGUCUACAUUUCCAUCUACAACUUCAACAUCGGACAACUCGGUAUCGUCUUCACAUGCAUGGUGGUCGGCUGCAUGCUCGGAAUCAUCAUCUACUGUUCCUACGUGUACUGGUAUCUCGAGCCCGAUAUCUUGGCACAUGGUCUCCGGGCCCAGGAACAUCGCCUUGUCCCCGCACUGUUUGCAGUCACAUUGAUGCCCGCGGGUAUAUUUUGGUUUGGAUGGACGGCUGACCCCAAAAUACAUUGGAUCGUGGGGAUCAUUGGGAUUACGUUUUAUGCUGUCGGCGCCUUUUUGGUCUUUCAGUGCAUUUUCAUGUAUUUGCCCCUCACGUAUCCGAGGUAUGCGGCGAGUUUGUUUGCGGCGAAUGAUCUGUGUCGGUCGGCGUUGGCGGCCGGCGCAAUUGUUUUUGCGAGACCCCUGUAUAAGAAUCUCGGCGUGGGGAGGGGCAUUAGUGUCUUGGGCGGGUUGUUGGUCGGUGGUGUCCUGGGCACUUGGGCCCUUUGGUAUUACGGGGCGAAGUUGAGGGCUAGGAGUAAGUUUGCGACGAAAUAA
This is a messenger RNA of Exophiala dermatitidis NIH/UT8656, 1923 nucleotides long. Its product is annotated as MFS transporter, DHA1 family, multidrug resistance protein. Bases 1 to 1923 code for a protein of 640 amino acids. Lineage: Eukaryota; Fungi; Ascomycota; Eurotiomycetes; Chaetothyriales; Herpotrichiellaceae. Gene Ontology annotation, molecular function: fluconazole transmembrane transporter activity. The transcript has 4 exons. The record is from RefSeq and is a predicted model, not a curated record. Gene Ontology annotation, biological process: xenobiotic detoxification by transmembrane export across the plasma membrane.